Cebus imitator (Panamanian white-faced capuchin) is the source of this 1681-nucleotide messenger RNA. RefSeq names its product archaelysin family metallopeptidase 2 (gene AMZ2). The record is from RefSeq and is a predicted model, not a curated record. Gene Ontology annotation, biological process: proteolysis. The transcript has 8 exons. Gene Ontology annotation, molecular function: metallopeptidase activity. Lineage: Eukaryota; Metazoa; Chordata; Mammalia; Primates; Cebidae. Bases 515 to 1495 code for a protein of 326 amino acids.
GCCCACAGUGCGAGUUGCCAUAGGCAACCAGCCAGGGUGGCCAACUCCUCCGGGUUUGCCGGGGAUGUUCCGGUUUUGGGACUAAAGCAUCCCAGGCCUCCAGCCCACUGCAGUGACUGCAUCUUGCGCCCUCUGCCCAUCUUCUCCCACAGCUUCCCUAGAUUAGGCUUGGGAGGCAAGAGGAGGCCUCCUCACCUUUCACUUUGCCUUUUUAAUAUUAAGAUGAAGGCACAUGCCAUAUCUUUCUGGCCAGGCCCAGACAUGUCCAUCCUUGUAAGAUAAAAGCUUCCAUGGGAGCCUUCCUUCCUAAAUCAAGCCUCGUGGUGGAACAUCUGACCCAUUCAAGAGGAAGGAUGAAAGCUCUACAUAGGACCACGACGUGAAUGGAAGAAACCUGUCAUCAUGCAGAUAGUACGGCACUCUCAACAGACGCUAAAAAGAGCUCUCAUCUCAAAGAACCCAGUGCUUGUGUCACAGUAUGAGAAAUUAGAUGCUGGGGAACAGCGUUUAAUGAAUGAAGCCUUCCAGCCAGCCAGUGAUCUCUUCGGACCCAUUACCUUGCAUUCUCAAUCAGAUUGGAUUACCUCCCACCCUGAGGCCCCCCAAGACUUUGAACAGUUCUUCAGUGAUCCUUACAGAAAGAUACCCUCUCCAGACAAACAUAGUAUUUAUAUACAGUCCAUUGGUAAAUACUGGAUCUCUAGGAAACACCAGGAUUAUCAGUGAAGAAUAUAUUAAAUGGCUGCAGGGCUAUUGUAAAGCAUAUUUCUAUGGCUUGAGAGUAAAACUCCUAGAACCAGUUCCUGUUUCUGCAACAAAAUGUUCCUUUAGAGUCAAUGAGAACACACAAAACCUACAAAUUCAUGCAGGGGACAUCCUGAAGUUCUUGAAAAAGAAGAAACCUGAAGAUGCCUUCUGCAUUGUGGGAAUAACAAUGAUUGAUCUUUACCCAAGAGACUCCUGGAAUUUUGUCUUCGGACAGGCCUCUUUGACAGAUGGUGUGGGGAUAUUCAGCUUUGCCAGGUACGGCAGCGAUUUUUAUAGCUUGCGCUAUGAAGGCAAAGUGAAGAAGCUCAAGAAAACAUCUUCAAGUGACUAUUCAAUUUUUGACAACUAUUAUAUUCCAGAAAUAACUAGUGUUUUACUGCUUCGAUCCUGUAAGACUUUAACCCAUGAGAUUGGACACAUAUUUGGACUACGACACUGCCAGUGGCUUGCAUGCCUAAUGCAAGGCUCCAACCACUUGGAAGAAGCUGACCGGCGCCCUCUAAACCUAUGCCCUAUCUGUUUGCGCAAGUUGCAGUGUGCUAUUGGCUUCAGCAUUGUAGAAAGAUACAAAGCACUGGUGCAGUGGAUUGAUGAUGAAUCUGCUGGCACACUUGGAGCAACUCCAAAACACAGUCCUGAGGAUAAUGGGAAUUUACCGAAACCCGUGGAAGCCUUUAAGGAAUGGAAGGAGUGGAUAAUAAAAUGCCUGGCUGUUCUCCAAAAAUAAGAACCUUCAAAUAGGAGUGAUUGAAAUAAAUUACUACUUGCAUGUAAUGCUUUCAUUUGGGUGGAAUACUUCAUUGGAAUAAACUACUGAUCUUAUGCUGUGUCAGAGUGACAGAAUAGAACCUUCUUUCAGAUGCCUGAAUUGAAAUGAGACUAAUUUUGAAUAAUAAAAACUCUAAAAACUCUU